GUGGCUCAAGCAGGAAGAUUCCACGUCACUCGAAAGGACCAGAGAAGCAAACUAGCCACGGAUGCGGAGAUAAAAAAGAAACGGGAAUAACACAGACAACCUGAAGAUAUUGAUUGGAGUCCCCUAAGAAGAAGACCUGCCUGGCACCAUGACGGCCGCAGAAAAUGUGUGUUACACCCUUAUUAAUGUUCCCAAUGACUCGGAACCUCCCUCUGAAGUCAGCCUUAAGACUGAUCUAGAAAAGGGAGAGAUCAAGGCAAAGACUGAAGCCUUGAAGAAAGUCAUCAUCAUGAUUCUAAAUGGGGAGAAGUUGCCGGGCCUCCUUAUGACCAUCAUCCGCUUCGUCCUCCCACUCCAAGACCACACCAUCAAAAAGCUGCUGCUGGUCUUCUGGGAGAUCGUGCCCAAAACCACGCCGGACGGCAAGCUUCUCCAGGAGAUGAUCUUGGUCUGUGAUGCCUACAGAAAGGACCUCCAGCACCCAAACGAGUUCAUCCGUGGCUCCACUCUGCGUUUCCUGUGCAAGCUGAAGGAGGCGGAGCUGCUUGAGCCCCUCAUGCCUGCUAUCCGCGCCUGCCUGGAGCAUCGGCACAGCUACGUGCGGCGCAACGCCGUCCUGGCUAUCUACACCAUCUACAGAAACUUUGAACACCUGAUCCCAGAUGCUCCAGAACUGAUCCAUGACUUCCUGGUGAAUGAGAAAGAUGCCAGCUGCAAGAGAAAUGCUUUCAUGAUGUUGAUUCAUGCGGACCAGGACAGAGCGUUAGAUUACCUAAGCACCUGUAUUGACCAGGUGCACACCUUUGGAGACAUUCUGCAGUUGGUCAUUGUGGAACUGAUCUACAAGGUGUGCCACGCCAACCCGUCAGAGCGAGCUCGCUUCAUCCGGUGCAUUUAUAACCUGCUGCAGUCUUCCAGCCCCGCAGUGAAGUACGAGGCGGCGGGCACGCUAGUCACCCUCUCUAGUGCCCCCACUGCCAUCAAGGCUGCUGCACAGUGCUAUAUUGACCUGAUCAUCAAGGAGAGCGAUAACAACGUCAAGCUGAUUGUCCUGGAUCGCCUGAUCGAGCUCAAGGAGCAUCCCACACACGAGCGCGUUCUGCAGGACCUGGUGAUGGACAUCCUAAGGGUGCUGACCACUCCCGAUCUGGAAGUGCGGAAGAAGACCCUGCAACUAGCCCUUGACCUCGUCUCCUCAAGGAAUGUCGAAGAGUUGGUGAUUGUGCUGAAGAAGGAGGUGAUAAAGACUAACAACGUGACUGAGCACGAGGACACAGACAAGUACCGCCAGCUGCUGGUGCGCACCCUGCACUCCUGCAGCGUCCGCUUCCCUGACAUGGCCGCCAACGUCAUCCCUGUGCUGAUGGAAUUCUUAAGUGACACUAAUGAGGCCGCUGCAGCGGACGUGCUGGAGUUUGUGCGUGAGGCCAUCCAGAGGUUUGACAACCUCAGGCCACUCAUCACAGAGAAGAUGCUGGAGGUCUUCCACGCCAUCAAGACAGUCAAGAUCUACAGGGGCGCUCUAUGGAUCCUGGGAGAGUACUGCAGUACCAAAGAAGACAUCCAGAGUGUGAUGACCGAGGUGCGGCGGUCACUGGGAGAGAUCCCCAUCGUGGAGAACGAGAUUAAGAAGGAGGCUGGUGAGGUGAAGCCGGAGGAGGAGGUGAACGCUGCUCCUGCCCAGAAGCUGGUCACCGAGAUGGGCACCUACGUCACACAGAGCGCCCUCAGCUCCUCGCGCCCCUCCAAGAAAGAGGAAGACCGGCCGCCCCUGAGAGGUUUCCUCAUGGAUGGAGACUUCUUCGUUGCUGCCUCAUUGGCAACCACACUCACCAAAGUUGCCCUGCGAUAUGUGGGCAUUGUCCCUGACAAGAAGAGGCAGAACUCGUUCGUGGCUGAAGCUAUGCUCAUCAUGGCCACUAUCCUGCACUUGGGAAAGUCGUCGCUGCCCAAGAAGCCCAUCACGGACGAUGACGUGGACCGCAUCUCGCUCUGCCUGAAGGUGCUGUCCGAGUUAUCGCCGCUCAUGAACGACGUCUUCAACAAGGAGUGCCGCAAGUCGCUCUCCCACAUGCUGGCCGUGCGUCUGGAGGAGGAGAAGCUCUCCCAGAAGAAAGAGUCAGAGAAGCGCAACGUGAUCGUGCAGGCAGACGACCCCAUCUCCUUCAUGCAGCUGACGGCCAAGAACGAGAUGACCUCCAAAGAGGACCAGUUCCAGCUCAGCCUGCUCGCCGCCAUGGGCAACACCCAGCGCAAGGAGGCCGCCGACCCUCUGGCCUCCAAACUCAACAAAGUCACUCAGCUCACCGGCUUCUCAGACCCAGUGUACGCAGAGGCCUACGUCCAUGUCAACCAGUACGAUAUUGUCCUGGACGUGCUGGUGGUCAACCAGACCAGCGAUACACUACAGAACUGCACACUGGAGCUGGCCACACUGGGAGACUUGAAGCUUGUGGAGAAGCCCUCCCCUCUCACUCUGGCUCCACACGACUUUGCCAACAUCAAAGCCAACGUCAAAGUGGCAUCUACAGAGAAUGGCAUCAUUUUUGGAAACAUAGUGUACGACGUGUCGGGAGCAGCUAGCGACAGGAACUGCGUGGUCCUCAGUGACAUCCACAUUGACAUCAUGGACUACAUCCAGCCGGCCUCCUGCACCGAUGCCGAGUUCAGACAGAUGUGGGCCGAGUUCGAGUGGGAGAACAAGGUGACGGUGAACACCAACAUCUCCGAGCUCAAUGAGUACCUGCUUCAUAUCCUCAGCUCCACCAACAUGAAGUGCCUGACCCCAGAGAAGGUAAUGCCUUCCGGCAGUGGACAAGCACUGUCUGGCAUCUGUGGUUUCAUGGCUGCCAACCUGUAUGCUCGCUCUAUAUUUGGUGAGGAUGCACUGGCAAACGUGAGCAUCGAGAAGCCCAUCCACUUGGGCCCUGAUGCACCGGUCAACGGACACAUUCGCAUCCGGGCCAAGAGCCAGGGGAUGGCCUUGAGUCUGGGUGACAAGAUCAAUCUGUCGCAGAAGAAGUCCGUGUCAUAGAGAUGAACCUUACCGGUGGCCUCUAAAUGACAGCUGGUGUGAUGUGACCCCCCCCCGGUGCGGUGCGCGGUCUAAUCUCUCUCGUGCUCCGCUCUCUCUCUCUGUCUUUGUAAUACCUGUCUCCGUCUCCACCGGCCGCGCUACUGUCUUUGUGCUCCACAGCCAGUGGCUGCCAAUCCUUAUCAGAUAUUGAACGCGCAGGGGGAUUAUUAUUUAGAUUUCCACAAAAACUAUAAGUACGCUUUUUCAGAUUCCUCCCUCCCCUUGCAUCAAGUCAUUGAGGGAUUGUCGUUGCUCGUCUGUAACUUUCAAUAAACACUGCAGAUUAUCCACA
Molecule: messenger RNA, 3368 nt
Organism: Alosa alosa (allis shad)
Lineage: Eukaryota; Metazoa; Chordata; Actinopteri; Clupeiformes; Clupeidae
Gene: copb1
Product: COPI coat complex subunit beta 1
Exons: 22
Coding region: 149-3034 (961 amino acids)
Biological process (GO): intracellular protein transport; endoplasmic reticulum to Golgi vesicle-mediated transport; intra-Golgi vesicle-mediated transport
Cellular component (GO): COPI vesicle coat; cytoplasm
Molecular function (GO): structural molecule activity
Source: RefSeq, a predicted model, not a curated record